Naegleria gruberi is the source of this 1683-nucleotide messenger RNA. RefSeq lists its product as uncharacterized. Bases 1 to 1683 code for a protein of 560 amino acids. Lineage: Eukaryota; Heterolobosea; Eutetramitea; Acrasida; Naegleriidae. The record is from RefSeq and is a predicted model, not a curated record. The transcript has a single exon.
AUGAAUAAUUUGUUGGAGAAUUUCACACAUACUCUUCCUCUUCUCUUACAACAACACCAUUUGAUUUUCAAAGAAUUUUAUAAGUUUGAAGAAUCUGGAGGAGUCAUCAAUUCAAUAUUCAUGAUCCGAGCUGUUAGAGAGGGAACUCUCGAAGGUGUUGAACUGGUUUUGCGAAUUUCCAAUUGUCACACUUUCUGGAAAGGAAUUUCUGUUCGGAAUGAAGUCAAAUGCAUUCUAUUUGCUGAGAAAGCUGGAAUACCAACACCUAAAAUUGUUUCCUAUUCAGAUAAUGCUGAAGAGUCCCCUCUUGGUUGCGAAUAUAUUUUGCAAGAGAGGGCAAAAGGACAAACUUUGGCAAACUCUUGGAGAUUUCUCUCAAUCAAACAGAAAGUUCAGCUUCUUGAGGAGUUGAUCGUUAUUGUUGGAAAAUUACACACAAAUUCCGAGAAUAAGAAGGAUGAUUAUCAAGUUGGAUCCUUGUUGGGAAGUGAAAAGAGUUCUCUUGGAGUAAUUGUUGGUGAUUGUGCUCCAUUGGGACCUUUCAAGAAUUUGAAAGAAAUGGUCAUUGAGCAAAUAGAUUUCACUCUGAAUCAAAUUUCGAAUACUGGAGAACAAGUUCAUUAUCCUCAUUAUCUUGAUUUUGUUUCUCUUCAUUCAGAACCUCUUCUUGAUUUGAAAUCCAAACUGUUGCAUACAGAUGAUGGAGUGGAAGAUCCUAAUGUCUAUCAAUUUUGUCAUUGUGAUUUGAAUGCAUCGAAUAUAAUGAUCAAAAGCAAUGCAUCCUUAGAUACAGCAAAGGUAUCUGCCGUUCUUGAUUGGCCACAAAGCAGAUUCACUUCAGUUGUAAAGGAGUGUGAAACUCUAGCUCAUUGGGCCUGUCUUUUAGAAAUGCUGAACAAGGACAUGCCCGUUUCAGAUAUGGAAACAUCAUUUGAUGAUAAACAAGUCAGAUCCAAAGUAAUAGAAAUUAUCGUCCCAAUUUGGGAAAAGAAUGGUAUAAAUGUUACCAUUCCAGACGAAACUACAUUCACACGACACCAAACCUAUCUCAAUAUUUUAUAUUCUAUUCCAAGAUUGUACUUUUUCACAAACAGUUGGUUUCAUGGCUUGAUGAAAAUGGGCAACUUUGACCUGCAACUUGGCUACAGAGACGAACCAUUUGAUGGCAGUGAGGAAUUGAAACAAUUGUUAGAGGAUAUUAAAAAUGUUCUGUUAAUCUUCUAUUUCGUACACUUUCAAGUUCACCAUUACCUUCAAAAGGUUCACCAUCUCACAAAACAAAAUACCAAAAAAAUGUUUUCACAACUACCCUCUGUAAAUUCUGUUUUAUUUGGUGGUGGCUAUCCAUCACAACUAUCUCCAACAACUCCUCCUUUCGGUGGUGUUAAUUUGUUUGGUGGUGCUUCUUCCAUGAUGAACAACAUAAAUAAUGGCUUAAAGUUGACUGUUAGAGAACCUACUGCAGAGGACACAACCCGAUCAUUGAUCAUGAUGAUGGAAAAAGUAAAUAUUGGAUCAUCAUCAGGUGGUGGUGAUGUGUCAUCAAAUAUUGAAAGUUUGUCAGCAAAUGAAACUAGCCAAUUAUUGAAUAGACUUCCGAAUAUUGCAUCUGAAGUGGAUGAUUGCAAGGAUUUCUUCAUGAGGUUUGUUUUCUUUUACAAUAAUAAUUUACAAUUUAAAUAA